AUGGUGGAAGAGAAGCUCCAGCGAACAGCAGUCGACGUAAAUUAUUGCCUUUGCUACCUUUUGGCCUUCGACCCUUCCUUCAACACCCCACAGCAGUUCUGGGCGAAACAGCAGAAGCAAUUGGUUGCCAGAGCUACCAGAGUUGCUUGGACUAACAAGACCUACUUGAUGUUGAAGGUGCUUCGGGAGUCUCUUUGCACAAGAGGCACGCAGCUCGUGACGUAUGACUCCGAGCCGAGGGAGGACGUCAAGCUACAGCACAUACCAAUCAAGACGGGCAAGAAGCAGAAGUCCAGAUUCGUGGUUGCAGAGGUUCUUCCAGGUGGAAAGGCUGAAGAGGCUGGCAUAACCUCUGGUUGCGAGCUGGACGUAGAGGAGUUGAACGCCAGCUCGAACCUUUGUAUGCCACGGAGCAUCCCCCGCAAAAAAAGCGUCGUGACAUUGAACGACUUCAUUCGACAUCCAGACGUUCCUCUCAAGUUUCCCUUUCGCUACUCGCCACUUCAUGUACGUGAUGAUCAGUUUGAGCUUGUUCGAGAAGAGUCCUUGGAGGUUCCCUUGGCCGUGGCAACCCCCGAUGAUCCUGCCGAGCUUUCCAGGUCCAAGUUCGUGGUGAACCUUAGCAAGUGCUUCUUUCACGAAACCCAAGAUGAUGUUUUCAGGUAUGAUUGUCCCACUUACCCGUUCGGAGUUUGCCAUUGUGGGGUUCUUACGCUGUUCGAUGCGAUGAUGGAGGAGCUGAAGAACAGAUUUGGUUUCAAGAUCUCGAGACAACAGCGUCGACAUAUGGAGAGUCGUAGGCAACAGGCCUUGGGCGACUAUGCAAACGAGUUUCGACCUCGACUGCCCAUCAGAACAGGCCAGUCAGCCGCAGCAGGCUCUUGCCCUUACGCCGCGACAGCUGGAAUGUCCCUGGCAGGACAGAUCCGGCGGGUGCUGCAACUGGCCAACCAGGAUCCAUCACACCUCAAGGCGGAGGACCGAGCAGUCCUUGAGCUGGUCGAGGAACUUGCGGAGAAGAAGCAGAGGGAACACCAGCGGAAAGUACACGCGUAUGACCCACAGGCAGCGUGGCUUGGGGACCGAAUCAAUGACUGCUAUUUGGCAUCCUAUGGGACACUGUGCGAGCUUACCCCUCAUCAGUUUGACCAGGUCCGCCAAGAAGUCCUUUCAACGAAAGGCCUUUCGGGUGGCCUCAACAAACGUGAUAUCUCGGAGGGCGUGGAGGCUCAAGUGGGCAUAGCUGCCAGACAACACUCCCAGAAAGUCGUGAACCUUCUCGGGCCCUGGCUGCGUGUCGCACGCGUUCCGCCCGGUGAUCGAACCUUACUGGAGUGCCUUCGCCAUGCAGUCGACAGUAGGCAGCAAUAG
This is a messenger RNA of Symbiodinium natans, 1371 nucleotides long. The record is from the annotation of a GenBank genome assembly. Lineage: Eukaryota; Dinophyceae; Suessiales; Symbiodiniaceae.